Molecule: messenger RNA, 2467 nt
Organism: Saccostrea cuccullata (small rock oyster)
Lineage: Eukaryota; Metazoa; Mollusca; Bivalvia; Ostreida; Ostreidae
Exons: 1
Coding region: 88-1692 (534 amino acids)
Source: RefSeq, a predicted model, not a curated record
UAUGGUAGCGACGAAAGUCAACAGGUGGAAGCUAGGAUAGUUAAAUUGAGAAAUAACUUUGAAAAUUCAUUUGGAAUAACUUUAGAAAUGUCGUUGUCAGCAAACGAAAGGAAAAUGUUUUGGCAGGAUCACAAAUCCAGUUUGAAUAGGAUUCGUACCCAGCUCUCUGAUCGAGAUUCCCCUGUGAUUUCUCCACGGAAGUCUCCUGCCAAUGGAUUAAAACGUACUCAUUCCCCACUUGGUCUCUACCGAAGGCCAUCACCUUCACAGUUACCUAGAAUGGAGACACCACCAGAUAACGAUCGUAACAGGGGAAAAUUGAGAGGAAGUAGAUACGAAGUUGUCCCCCCUGUAAACAAUAGACGCUCUGUACGCCAUCAGACCCCAGACUAUGACUCCUGGGGCGAAGAAUCAGAUGAGGAUAACGAGGAUGAGGACCAGCAUUUCAUGCCCCUGCCCUACCCCUACCCAGUGUACGGGUACCCGGCAUACCAAGCCCCUUCUGGAAUGCACCCCCCACCAGUGGUAUAUGGAAACCCUUUCCCGGUCUAUUACCCUCCCCCACCUGUUUACAGAGAGAGGGGGAAAAAGAGGGGCAAAGGCAAACAGCCGGCUGAUAGGCUAGAAGUUCAUCAGUCCUACCCUGCUGGGGGCAGGUCCAGACACCCCGCAGUACAAUUUUCAAUGUCAGACAGAAUCUCCAAGGAACCUCCAGUAUUUGAUCCCAGCAGAAAUAGUGUUCUUAAGAAAUACAAGUAUAUAUAUCCCAGGGAUACUCCUUUUAUACCUUAUAUUGACAGAGGUUAUGAAGAAAAGCGAUACAGAAAUGAACGACAAGAUGAUCAUUCCAGUCACUAUGCUGCCCUUGAUGUUCGAGAUGACAUCAUCGAUGAUGUUGUAAAAUCCAUGACCAGAGAAGCGGUUCGAGGCGGUGUUGGGGAUAUGGUUAAUGAAUACAUGGGAUAUGAUGAUAAUAUACAUCCAAAAGACCCUCUGGUGAGAUUCCUAGAUACACUCAUGGAAGAUGCCAUUCGCGAUUCCGUGGACGAAGUGGUGAGAGACACGGUCCGAGAAUUAGCUAGUGACCACAUGAGGGUCAGCUCAGCAGCCCAAGUGGUGGACGAAUUGGUCCUUGACCAUUUGCAGGACAUUCAAAGGGAACUGGUAGAUGAUGUCGUUUUUGAAAUGGUGAUGGAAGAGUUCAUUCAAGAUUAUGUUAUUGAACAAGAAUUGGAGGACGAGCUUCCGAGGAUAGCUAAGGAGGUAUUGGAACACUACGAUACAAAGAUUGAGAAAAAGGAACUUAGAGAAGUGUCCAAAAAAGCUCAGGACAAACUUCUGGAAUCAAUUACUCUGGAAUAUCUUCUUUCUCUUAUAUCCAGACAAGGGAAAGUGUGGAACGAAAGUGAUCACGCGAACAAAUACUUAGAUGACAUGGUGUUGAACCUGCUGUUCAGUCAAUAUACCAAUGUCAUCGUUAAUCGUGACAAAACGAUGACAAACCAGCCCUUGAAAAAGCUACACGAAAAAGUGGUCAGUGAUGUUGCUUUAGACCUACUGCUGCAGCAGUUGUCGAGUUCUUUAGAUGAGGAUUUGGCUGACGUUGAUGAAUAUGAGCACGGUGUUGAUGAUAAAAAUGUUACCAUUAAGGGCAGUGUUGCUCAUUUGAAAAGUUCACUGAACAAAAGUUGACAGGUAGUGGAAGUUUCACAUAUGAAAUAAUUCUAAGAUGUUGUGAUUCCAAGCAUUUGACCACAGAAUGUUCAGAAACUGCAAGAAAGUUUUCAAGGCCACUUCUUCAUUGGUACUAGACUUAUAGUGUAUCAUUUUCUAUAUGGUCACUUCAGGAAAUAAACAAUGUAUUUCACAUUCCUGCAUAAUUGAGUUAAUGAGGUACUGUAUGCAGGGAAAUUUUUGCCCCGUUUCAUUUUUGCCUUUUUGGUCCUUUUGUCACAAGUGCAUGAAUUUAAAUUGGGAAAAUUCAGAGUGAUUAAGUUUACAGCAUUAUUCAUUACCAGGUAAACACAACUUGACCUGGGCAAAUUUAAAAUGGGUCAAAAUUAUUUGCAUCUUGUAUAUGAGUAAGCAAAAAAUAAAUUAUAUACCCUGUAUAACAACAUGAACAGUAAUGGAUCAGGUUGAAGUGGUAAAAAUUGUAGUUUUAAUUGUAUACACGUCUCAUAUGCUUCAUAGAAUCAUAGCAAGUGACAAAGCUCACAUCAGAGUGAACGAUCAGGAAAAUAUUCACCUUUACUACACUGUGGCCAGUCGAUAUUAAAUGAAAGUCCUAUGUACCAUUAUCACAUACUUAUGGUGCUGACAAGCUUAUUGGUGAAUCGUGUUUGUAUUAAUCAAUUUAAUGUUCAAGUGCUUAUAAGUACAAAACUGUAUAGUUUUAAUUUAAUUAAUAUUAAUUGACAUUAUUAGUUUAUUCUGCAUGUAAUUCAUAAUAUAUUUGGAAAUUUUA